Molecule: messenger RNA, 2473 nt
Organism: Owenia fusiformis
Lineage: Eukaryota; Metazoa; Annelida; Polychaeta; Sabellida; Oweniidae
Source: the annotation of a GenBank genome assembly
UAAGUUUCUUUGUCAAUACAGUGAAUGGUGAUUUAGAUGGCUUUCUAUCGUUGGAUAUAACUGCACCUGGCAUUGAAUUCACGGAAAACAGUUUAUCCCUCAUAUUCUGGGACACGGAUAAUCAAAUGUGGAGCAAUGUGAACACGAAUUGUAAUGGAGCUAGAGCUCUACCGGGUGGACCUGGGAUAAUCAAAUUCCGAAUCUGCUCCGAUUCUUCCACAACAUUGAAGAAGCAGAAACGUAAAACAACGCAUUAUGGUGGCGAAACUCAAUUCGCAUUAAGUGAAGUUAACGAGCAAUUUGUCAAUACACCUCCUCAAAUAACAUCACCUAGCCAAAUGAACAUCACAGAACACGUUGGUCAGAUAUACGAGUUUAAGAUAACCGCAAAAGAUGGAGAGGGAGAUCUGUUGGUAUUUCUCGUAGAUAACACAAGACCAGGUCCUACAUUAGGUACCGCUGAAAUAGAGCGAGAUGGGACAUUUAUUUACAAGGGGUUCCUUCACUACUAUGGCUCAGAUCCUGUACAUUUUAUUGUUCAGGAGGUGAGGACCGAUAGUCAAGUACCCUUAAAUACAAAGGGAACAAUAACUGUGCAUAUUAAACAAGAGAACGACUACCCAUUCACCAGUGUUAUCCAUGAAGGAAUAUAUAAGGCUCCAGUUGUAUACAAGGAUCCUAAGCCGCAUCAUGCUGUAGACUUCAAUGUAGAGCAGUAUGUUAGUUCAGAAAAUUAUAGACCUUUAAAACUGCUCGUUGUCGCUUACGACUAUGACAUGCAAGACAAAUUGCGAUUCAGUGGCGAAAAUGCGACCAAUGGAACAACAAAGUUAUCUAGUCCAAUCACGAAUUUCACAUUUAAUGCGCAAAACUGUGGUAUGACAGAUCAGAAUCACAAGGAUAGAAUUCGAAAGUGGACAAAAUUAUUUAACGAAUUCGAUGGAAAUAUACCGUAUCCAUGCCUCUUUCGGAAUCUAUCUUUACCCAUUGAUUAUAUUGGAUGGCUAUUCCACUUAGUAACCUACACUCCUAUAAAGGAUUUCUUUGGAGUAGAUGGCAUUCGGAUCAUUGCCAUUGAUGAGCAAGGAGCUCUAUCUGAUCCAUUGGACAUUAACAUUUAUGUAUUGGAGAACAAAUGCAGGAACAAUGGAGUAUGCAAUGGUGAGGCUGUGAAUGAUACAGAUUGUUCAAGCACGAAUAGAAGUAGGGGAUUCGAGGGAUACAAGUGUGAUUGUCAACCAGGCUAUGAAGGUUUUUAUUGUGAACAAGAUAUUGAUGAGUGCCUUUCAUCACCAUGCCGACCUGGCUUCACCUGUGUAGAUAUGGUGAAUUCUUUCACGUGUUACUGUGACCCUCGUUCCCCAUGUGCUGGCUACCCGUGGUGGGCCUGGAUGAUUGUUGGUCUCGGUUCUACUAUAGUGAUCGUUAUAUUAGCCGUAGUCAUUUGGAGGUGCAAGAAGGCAAAGGCUAAAAAAACGCAACCAUAUCCACACUCCACAGGUAAUAUUAAUAAAGCUUUUGGGAUGCCUGUCCAUCCCGACGCUAUACCUAUGAGAGCGAUGUCGCCGUACAACAUUGAUUCCAACAUAUAUGGGGCGCGGGAGAAUAUUAGCAUGAGGGAGAAUGACGGUAUGUGGCCAAGCAGUGGAGGUGCUUUGAGAACACAAAUUGGACACAUGCAAACCAGAAGGAACCAAACACAGGCAAUGUCUGGAAUAUGGCCCGAUAGAAUGAAUAUGGCUCAACCGACACACCAGCAACAACUUCUAAGUGGUUUGAAGUUCGACAGAUGGCCAGAUGAAUCAAAUCACCGACAACCUCCAAUGCGUGGAUUUGAAUACGAUAGAAGGCAAAUUCAAAUGAACGACAUGGCCUAUGGAAAUCGUGUACCGGGACGUAUGGGGAUCAAUCAACAUGGAAGAAGACGAAGCGAGGGUGAACCUGAGAUGAGACCCGGGAUUAUGAUUGAAUCGAACUAUUGGACUGACGAUAAUAUUUACUAUUGAAAACACUGCUUAUGACCAUAAGACACAAUAGCUGUUACUUACACAAUCAAUAUAAUUUGAUAUAAACCUUUAUUUCUGGAAAUAUCAAUACUUAAAAUAUUCCCACCUACAUGUACAAAGCAGUAUGACAAAUUACGAACUUAAAGGACUUAAACCCUUUUCAGAUUCAAAAUGCAAUUUGUUCUCUACAUGAAUGCUUUUUCAAUGAUUACAAAAAGAAGGCUUAAGUGCAUCAUAGGCAAGCCUUGUCAUCUUUUGAUUCACGCCCCUACAAUUGCUUCAAUUAAUUGCGGUAAUUACGAGUCGACUAUAUUUAUAUUAUUAUUAUUUAACAAAAAGUAUAAUGCUUUAACCUUGCUAAUCAUUAUUUUGCCGAACACACCAUUGAUACGAGUUUUUUCAUUCAUGCCUUCUACAAAUACGUAUUUAAUCUAAAUGCUUUAGCAAACAUAACUUUACAUCUGAAC